Messenger RNA from Halichondria panicea, 1164 nucleotides. Its product is annotated as leucine carboxyl methyltransferase 1-like. Gene Ontology annotation, molecular function: protein C-terminal leucine carboxyl O-methyltransferase activity. Lineage: Eukaryota; Metazoa; Porifera; Demospongiae; Suberitida; Halichondriidae. The transcript is spliced from 9 exons. The record is from RefSeq and is a predicted model, not a curated record. Gene Ontology annotation, cellular component: cytosol. Gene Ontology annotation, biological process: C-terminal protein methylation. Bases 120 to 1085 code for a protein of 321 amino acids.
GCGCCACACACACCCCUUUUGCCAUGCUGACUAGCACUGUUGACUUGAACUUCCAACUAACUUGAACUGGAGUUGAUCCAUUUACUGCUCUUCUUCAACCUGCCUUCUCUAAGUACAAAAUGGCCCAAAGUAGAUCUAGUCGUAGAGCAAGUGAUGAUCUGGCUGUGCAAACUACAAAUGAUGAUGCUACAUCAUGUAAAAGAUAUGCUACACAGAAGGGCUACUGGGAGGACGACUUUGUCAAGUAUUUUUGCAGAACCUCAGAUCGUAAAUCUCCGGAAAUAAACAGAGGUUAUUUUGCGAGGGUCAGAUUGUAUCAGCUGUUAGUCGAGAAGUUUCUCUCGCUAGCGGGUGAGGAGAGUCAGGUGAUCAACUUUGGAGCAGGCUAUGACACGCUAUAUUGGACCCUCAGUGCAAGAUCGCUCAGACCGAAGCUGCUUGUCGAGGUCGACUUCGAAGCCGUGACAGCAAGAAAAUGUUACUAUAUCAGUAGUAAAGAACCAUUGAGAGAAGUUUUAGUAGAUCCUGUGAUAGAAAAAGACUCCAUCUCCUCCAAGCACUACAAACUACUAUCAGGAGACCUCAGAGAUAUGGCUACUGUCGGCGAAAAGCUUCUGAGUAGUGGAGUCGAUACCAGCCUUCCCACUUUGUUCCUGACCGAAUGUGUACUUGUGUAUAUGGAUCCAGACAAGUCCAGAGAAGUGAUUCGAUGGGCUGGAAACAACUUCUCCACUGCACUAUUCUUGAACUACGAGCCAAUUUUCCCCGAUGACAGUUUUGGACUGACCAUGCAGGCAAAUCUUGCACACAGAGGUUGCUCUCUAUUGGGUAUCAAUGCAUGCCCUGACCUGGAGUCACAGAAACAGCGUUUCCUUGGAAAUGGGUGGCAGUGUACUUGGGCAUUAGAUAUGGCAGAGGUCUAUCAACAGCUACCUAAGAAUGAAAUACAAAGAAUUGAGAGGUUAGAGUUUCUCGAUGAGAAGGAACUGUUAAUACAACUGCUACAGCACUACUGUGCCAGCUGUGGCUACACUGACAAGAAAAGAAUAGGUUUGGACAAGGUCAGAUUAUCAAAGAACUCUUGACAAACAUUAUGAUGCAUGACACAUGUAUGAUAUUCACACUCAAUGUUCAAUGUUCAUCAUAAAUUUAAUUUGCACAAAA